AUGGAGCUGUUCAGUUACAACGCCUCGGCUCCGAUGGCCUCGUACGCGCAUGUCCUCCAGCAGCUCCCCAAGCUCUCCACGCUGGAGGCUCUAUGGGAAGCCCAUUACGCCUACUGGGACAAUGACAUCCUAGCCACCGGCCUCAUCACCUUCGUCGCCCACGAGCUCAUCUACUUCGGCCGCUGUCUGCCCUGGAUCAUCGCCGACGCUCUCCCCAGCAUCUUUCGCCGCUACAAAAUCCAGGACCAGAAAGCCCCCCCAUCAGCCGCAGACCAGUGGACCUGCGUCAAGUACAUCCUGGCCAUCCACUUCAUCGUCGAGCUCCCCCUGAUCGUCCUCUUCCACCCGAUGAUGGACCUCUGCGGCCUGCAAUACAGCCUCCCCUUCCCCGCCGCAAAGACCCUCGCCGCCCAGCUCCUCAUGUUCUUCCUCGUCGAAGACACAUACCACUACUGGCUGCACCGCGCCUUCCACUGGGGCCCGCUGUAUCGCCGCAUCCAUCGCGUGCACCACCAGUACGCGGCGCCGUUCGGCUUGACGGCCGAAUAUGCGAGUCCCUGGGAGACGCUGCUGCUGGGGUUUGGGACGAUUGGGCCUCCACUUGUUCUGGGGUAUUUCGCUGGCAAUGUGCAUCUGGUGACGGUGUUGGUGUGGAUGACGCUGCGUCAGGUGCAGGCGAUCGAUGCGCACUCCGGGUAUGACUUUCCGUGGAGUCUGCGCCGGAUUUUUCCCAUCUGGGGAGGCGCCGACUGGCAUGAUGAUCAUCAUCGGUAUUUUGUUGGGAAUUAUUCCAGCUCUUUCAAGCAUUGGGAUGUGUUGAUGGGCACGGUGGCCGGACCAAAAGGGAGGGCGAAGAAAGUACGAUAA
Molecule: messenger RNA, 867 nt
Organism: Aspergillus terreus NIH2624
Lineage: Eukaryota; Fungi; Ascomycota; Eurotiomycetes; Eurotiales; Aspergillaceae
Product: sterol desaturase family protein
Exons: 3
Coding region: 1-867 (288 amino acids)
Biological process (GO): ergosterol biosynthetic process
Molecular function (GO): C-4 methylsterol oxidase activity; iron ion binding
Source: RefSeq, a predicted model, not a curated record